This is a messenger RNA of Pseudoliparis swirei, 827 nucleotides long. It is a transcript of the gene tshba, whose product is annotated as thyroid stimulating hormone subunit beta a. The coding region runs from base 97 to 537 and encodes 146 amino acids. Gene Ontology annotation, molecular function: hormone activity. Gene Ontology annotation, biological process: G protein-coupled receptor signaling pathway. Lineage: Eukaryota; Metazoa; Chordata; Actinopteri; Perciformes; Liparidae. The transcript has 3 exons. Gene Ontology annotation, cellular component: extracellular region; cytoplasm. The record is from RefSeq and is a predicted model, not a curated record.
AUAAAUACUGUUCGAAGGGGCUGUCGGUCAGACUCACUGCAGCAUCGGGCCCACGGGUGCUUUCUCGAGCAGGUCCCAAACACGGCAUCGCUGGACAUGGAGACCGCAGUGUUCACCUGCUGGCUGCUGUUGGUUCUGUUCAGCCCGGCCGUUCCCAUGUGCGUUCCCACCGACUUCACCCUGUACGUGGAGAAGCCCGAGUGCGACUACUGUGUUGCCAUCAACACGACCAUCUGCAUGGGCUUCUGCUACUCCAGGGACAGCAACGUCAGAGGGAUAUUCGGCCCACGCUUCCAAAUCCAGGCGGGCUGCACCUACGACGAGGUGGAAUACCGCACGGCGAUCCUACCCGGCUGUCCCGCCGACUCCGACCCCGUCUUCACCUACCCGGCGGCUCUCAGCUGCCACUGUGGGGCCUGCAGGACGGACAGCGAUGAGUGCGCGCAGAGGGCCAGCGUGGGCAGAGCUCGCUGCACCAAACCCGUGAGGCGUAUCUACAGGUACCCUGGAGAGAGCAACUACCUGACCCCUUUCUGAGGCCCCGUGGGGGGGGGGGAUGACAGCAGUCGUCCUUUAGCUUGGAUACAGUGAUGUGCACGCUGUCUGUUCUGGGACUUAUUGUACCGGCCUGUUGUAUUGUGUCUUUUUUUGUGCAAUGUAACUGUGCUGCAGCUCCGCUUAUCAUGUUUACAAUGUGGGGGACUUUUACCGGUGUCAUUACUUAUCCACCUGUGUGUGUGUGUGUGUGUGUGUGACUGACAUAUUGUGUUUACUCUGAAAGGGAUACUCUGAAUGCAACUCAAUUAAAGCUGAAGUCUCUAAAUAGC